GUGCCGUCGUUUGUCGUGUGUGCAUGGAAAAAGUGGAAAAAAUGACGACGAUCUAGCAAUUUAGGCGUUUUAUUCGCAGUAUUCUACCAAUUGGAAGCAUAAAUUAUAACUGUUACUAGUGUGUUAACUGUGCAUUUAGUAAAGCUAAUAGCUAGAGAAGGUUUUAGUGUUAAUUUCACGUUUUGUGAUUCUCGGAGGUAAAGGAGUUCGUAAGCACCAUGUCCUCAUCAGCAAUUUUCAUUCUGGACGCCAAAGGGAAGGUGUUGAUAUCCCGAAAUUACCGUGGCCACAUCGACAUGGGCGUAAUCGACAAGUUUAUGCCACUUUUGAUGGAGAAGGAGGAAGAAGGUCUGAUAACGCCGAUUCUGCAGACUCCGGAAUGCACUUUUGCGUACGUCAAAACCAACAAUCUGUACUUAGUGUCCGUAACAAGAAGCAAUGCCAACAUUGCGCUGGUGUUUGUGUUUCUACACAAAGUUGUUCAGGUUUUCACGGAAUAUUUCAAAGAACUAGAGGAGGAAAGUAUCCGCGAUAACUUUGUCGUGAUCUACGAGUUGAUGGAUGAGCUGAUUGAUUUCGGCUACCCACAAACCACAGACAGCAAGAUCCUUCAGGAAUACAUCACCCAGGAGGGUCACAAACUGGAGAUACAACCCCGGAUUCCGAUGGCCGUGACGAAUGCCGUUUCGUGGCGUUCCGAAGGCAUCAAGUAUAGGAAAAACGAAGUGUUCCUGGAUGUGAUCGAAAGCGUCAACCUGUUGGCCAACGCCAAUGGAAACGUGCUCCGGAGUGAAAUUGUGGGCGCCAUCAAAAUGCGCGUCUACUUGUCCGGAAUGCCUGAGCUCCGGCUCGGAUUGAAUGAUAAAGUUCUGUUCGAAAGCACCGGUAGGGGUAAAUCAAAGUCGGUGGAACUGGAGGACGUGAAAUUCCACCAGUGCGUGCGAUUGUCCCGCUUCGAAAAUGAUCGCACCAUUUCAUUCAUUCCACCGGAUGGCGAGUUUGAGCUGAUGUCCUAUCGUUUGAACACCCACGUGAAACCUUUGAUCUGGAUCGAAUCGGUAAUAGAACGGCACGCCCACAGUCGGGUGGAGUACAUGAUCAAGGCCAAGUCGCAGUUCAAGCGCCGUUCGACGGCCAACAACGUGGAAAUAGUCAUUCCGGUGCCGGCUGAUGCCGAUUCGCCCAAGUUUAAGACCACCAUUGGAAGCGUCAAGUACGCCCCGGAGCAGAAUGCCAUCACCUGGACCAUCAAGUCGUUCCCGGGUGGAAAGGAGUAUCUGAUGAGAGCCCACUUCGGACUUCCCAGUGUCGAGUGCGAGGACUCGGAAGGCAAACCUCCAAUUCAGGUCAAGUUUGAGAUUCCGUACUUCACCACGUCCGGAAUUCAGGUUCGUUAUCUGAAGAUCAUCGAGAAGAGUGGUUAUCAAGCAUUGCCAUGGGUGCGCUACAUUACCCAGAACGGAGACUACCAGCUGAGAACGAACUAAGCAAAGCAUUCUUCAUUAACCCUUACAUAGCCAGACACAUAUAUGAAAGAAAAAAAAAUCUUCGCUCUAGAUGACCCCGAGUAUAGUAGCAUGUCUGUGCAAAAAUGGCAGGUUGAUCGUUGUAGAAAUUCAUUUUUAGUAAAUUUAUAAGUGCAAAAUUAAAAAAAAAGUAUGCGACAUGAAGCAGCAAUUAAGAAACAUCAAAAUAUAUGAUCAGUGACACAUUUUCCAUUAGAGGAGAAAAGUUUAGUAUUUUCCAUGGUUAGGUUGUGUUUUCGUUUUAUUUCAAGUCUUACGUUUCCUGCGAUUGUAAAACAAACAGCGGCUUUAUAUAUUUAACAUGAACAGCUAGUAGGUGAGGAACAGUUAACAUGAAAAAUGCAAACAAAAGAAGCAAACCAUUCAAUCGGAUGAAGUAUUAUGAACAUUUUGAAAAUUCUACUUACAUUUAUUUUAUUGUGUUUAAUUAAAUAAUAGACCUCGAUUCAUAUUUCACCAAA
This is a messenger RNA of Aedes aegypti (yellow fever mosquito), 1987 nucleotides long. RefSeq names its product AP-1 complex subunit mu-1 (gene AP-1mu). Gene Ontology annotation, cellular component: clathrin adaptor complex; clathrin-coated vesicle. Gene Ontology annotation, biological process: intracellular protein transport; vesicle-mediated transport. NCBI's taxonomy places the organism in Eukaryota, Metazoa, Arthropoda, Insecta, Diptera, Culicidae. The coding region runs from base 219 to 1487 and encodes 422 amino acids. The transcript is spliced from 4 exons. The record is from RefSeq and is a predicted model, not a curated record. Gene Ontology annotation, molecular function: clathrin-cargo adaptor activity.